Punica granatum (pomegranate) is the source of this 2391-nucleotide messenger RNA. Lineage: Eukaryota; Viridiplantae; Streptophyta; Magnoliopsida; Myrtales; Lythraceae. The record is from RefSeq and is a predicted model, not a curated record.
UUGCAUUGGGGAAGUCUAUUUAUAGUGGAAAAAGAAGAGCAAUGUGAAAGAAGAAUCGUGGAUGAGUUUGGUUGACGGAUGCGGUGACAUCAGGUUCAGAGAACUUUUGCGAUGAAACAAAGCCUACAGUGAUUUGUUGACCACUCUAACGAAAUAAAAAAAGUCUUUAUUAACAGGGCAAAGAUAACCUGACCCAAUUGAGUUUUGCUAUCUGAUCUAUGAAUCCGGCCAUGAAUAAUAGAGAGAAAACGGUGGUUAUGUGUGCUCCUCAUAUGGAUAGUGUCAAUGAGCUCGAUCAGAAUAUUAUUGUUGUUAGAAUUAUGAAUGCAGAAAUUAACUGAUGCUGUAGUCUGGGCUUGUCUUUUGUUCAACUACUCGUAUGUAAACGAACGAAGCUGCAGAAGUGUAAUCGAUCGAGAACUAAAGCAUAGAUUUUACCCCAAAAAAAGAGAGAGAAAAGAAGAAAGGCUAUAGCAUAGAAAAUAGAAAAAAGACCGACUUCUUCCGUGUUCUGUUGACGCUCUCUGACCCGACAGCGACGGUGGAAGUAGGCAACUAAACUACAACUCCUCCCAUUUGUAGGGCCCUCUAAUCUCAUAUGCCCCCCACCCCAACACACUCCGAUUUCACACUGUUGAGUUGAAACUUUGUGCUUCACUUUCAUAGUAUCAUGCAUUUUUUGAUGGAUUCAUACUAUCUUCCAUUAUGAUACUAUAAAAAUAAUGUUGGGAGGGUUGAAGUACGAGAAAAUCCACUAAUUCACUUCCUCGGUGCUUAGUUAGAUAGAUAGGUGCUUGCUUAUUUAAGCACAUCACAGAGAGGCGCUCCAGCACUCUGUCCCUCCCCAGAGAAAGCAGGGGCGCUCAGGAAGAUACUAAAACCAGCUGCAGCGAUAUCCUCCGACCAAGUAUGAGUUGCUGGAAAUACAAAGCCGGGUUGCUUCUCAUUGUCACUCUGGUAAUCACGUGGGUCACUUCUGCAGAGGUCACACAGGAAGUUUAUGAUGGCUACAGACAUCCCUUUGCAGUGACAUACCUUGGAACCUCGCUUUUGGCUGCUUAUCUCCCUAUAGCAUUAGUAAAAGAUUGGCUGUUGAGAUUAAUGAGAUGGGACGGCAUUGAAACCGAAAGUGACAGUGCAGAAGCAGUGGAUCUAUCCUUCGCAGUCAAACAGGGAGCGACGCAGAGAAAUGACGUUGAAAUGCAAAACCAAGGGAAAGUAAACAACAGCAAGGGCUACAGUUCUCUUGAGGAGGAAAAGGCACUUAUUUAUCACCAAAAAGGCAGUGAAGCCAUUGUCGGACAUGACACAAAGAUGACCAUUAAACAAAUUGCAAAAGUGGCUUCUAUAUUGGCUCCCAUUUGGUUUGCAUCCGAGUAUCUAAUGAAUGCUGCACUUGCUCGGACCAGCGUUGCCAGUACGACCAUUCUGUUUUCUACAUCAGGAGUCUUCACUCUUCUAAUUGGUGUGAUCUCGGGAGAGGAUUCCAUUAGUAUCAUACAAGUUAUUUCUGUUGUUGUCAGUAUAGCAGGUGUCGCCAUGACCUCGCUGGGCAAGAGCUCUGCAACCAACGAAUCGCAAUCAACCGCAACUAUAAGCAGAGGCGGAGGCGAUUCUCUUCUUGGAAAUAUAUUUGCUCUCCUCUCAGCUGCAACUGAUGGUCUAUUUGCUGUGCUGCUCAAAAAGUUUGCUGGAGAAGGAGGAGACAGAGUGGACUUGCAAAAAUUAUUUGGAUGCAUUGGAAUAUUCUGUGUUGGUUCUCUUUGGUGGCUUGCAAUGCACUAAUAACAAGUUACAAGAGCUCCAGCUGCACCACUGCUGAAGGGAACUGGAUGCAGGGCAUCAUGAGACUAAUCUAAAAUGUUAAAGAAAUGAAUGGCUGUUUAAAAUACAAUAAUCCUAUUUAUCCAAUUCUGAAUGGAUGAAAAUUGGGUCUUUUCAUUCGGCACAGCCUGAAACAUAUGCAAACUGCAAAUAUCAAUUUUUCCUUCUCUCCCAAGGGAUAUUCAUGAGCCUAGAAAAUCAAUUGUGCUAUGUGAAGGUAGCAAUGUCGGGCAAAAACUGGCGGGGCCAAACCCCUUUUUUUCUUCUGCAUAAAAUAAAAGAAACCUCAGAAAUUAAAAUUACUUUAGCUGCGGACUCCAUCAUUUUAACUAAUAAAUGACCAGCACAUUGGAAUUGAAUUUCUGUGUCGUAAGUGCAAUGAUUUUUUUUUUUUUACUAUACUGUGAGAAACACGUAGCCAAUGGAAUCUUGAUUUCACUUUGUCACUUUGUAAGAGAAGCACGAGUGUUUACAGCUCAGGAAAAAUCAUCAUUUCUAUUGUUGAAAAAAUUUGUUACUUCAAUUUACUCGACCACUUAACAAUGUAGCUGGAAAUGGUUGAUUCAC